Ostertagia ostertagi is the source of this 561-nucleotide messenger RNA. The record is from the annotation of a GenBank genome assembly. Lineage: Eukaryota; Metazoa; Nematoda; Chromadorea; Rhabditida; Trichostrongylidae.
AUGGGCGCGAUUUUCAGUUGCGCUCCCGAAUUCGAAAAAGUCGGUGGCACCGACGAGAGGACGUGCUCUUCUUCAGGCUCAUGGAGCGGUGAAGCACCUGUGUGCGCUAUAGAUGUGGCCGCUGGCAAACCCGCUUUUCAGGUACUUCACCCUAUUUUGAAGUAUCACUACACAUUUGUACUUAUUAAUUCUCCUCUCGAAGUACCACUCCAGACUUCAAUUGAAAAAAAAAUGAAUUUCAGUCAUCUGGUAGCUCGAUCUACUCGAUUUCCCGAGGAAUUUGCACAAUCACCGACAAUACGGCUGGAUCUUGGUGGUGAGGAGGUCGAUCUGCUCAGUUCCUAUUCCGUUCAUGGUGUAGCGAUCCGACUUGGUAAACAGUCGUCACCCAUACUCAACGUGUAUCUCAUCCAACAAAACGGUGACCUUCGCCUGAUGUGUGAAUGCAUGGCGUAUCUUGGAGGUAGCUCAGUUACUUUUCAGUUAUGUGACAUUUCUGGUUACGCGUUCUUCGAAAACACUACUGUGUACGUGCAUUGCGAACUUGCCGAUGUGGAGAAG